Molecule: messenger RNA, 276 nt
Organism: Adineta ricciae
Lineage: Eukaryota; Metazoa; Rotifera; Eurotatoria; Adinetida; Adinetidae
Source: the annotation of a GenBank genome assembly
AUGUCCAAAAGCCCGGCACGGAACCCGUCGGAUCCAGCAUCUUCCGAGCAAAUCAUGGAAGCAGGAUUCCCGCUCGGAAAACAUCGGCUUUUUUCCCGCCCGUUUCCCAUCAUAUCCGAUCGGAAAUCGCACGAAAACAACGGGAAAUCACCGCGACCUUACGAUGCAAAUCCCACACUCGGGGACCGUCCGGAAACCAACAGAACCUAUAAACGCUUCCACAACCAGUUGAAUCCGCAACUUUCCGAUACUUUUCCGCCCACAAAUACUCCCUAA